Messenger RNA from Lingula anatina, 4827 nucleotides. RefSeq names its product calcium-dependent protein kinase C. Gene Ontology annotation, molecular function: diacylglycerol-dependent serine/threonine kinase activity; ATP binding; zinc ion binding. The record is from RefSeq and is a predicted model, not a curated record. Lineage: Eukaryota; Metazoa; Brachiopoda; Lingulata; Lingulida; Lingulidae. Gene Ontology annotation, biological process: protein phosphorylation.
GCAGCCUCACUAUCUGCGCCUAAAGCCGAGGGCGCUCGCCUCUCAUCAUAGCCGCUUCGGAUACCUCGUAAUAUAAGCGGUGGUGCCUUCGUAUUUAUUGGGUCAUCGUUCCGCGAAGCACGCCCCUUACUGCUCAUUCGCAACAUGGCUGAUGAGACGGGCGGUAGUAGUAAUUUUGCGAGCAGAGGCGUCCAGAGGAAAGGAGCUCUAAGACAGAAAAACGUGUUUGUGGUGAAGGAUCAUAACUUUGUGCCGAGGUUUUUUAAGCAGCCGACAUUCUGCAGUCAUUGCAAAGAUUUUAUUUGGGGCUUUGGCAAACAGGGAUUCCAAUGCAAUGUGUGCUCUUUUGUUGUCCACAAACGAUGUCAUGAGUAUGUGUCCUUCCAGUGUCCUGGCGCUGACCACGGUCCAGACUCAGACAAGACCCAGAAGAGGCACAGGUUCAAGCUGCACACCUAUGGCAGUCCUACAUUCUGUGACCACUGUGGCUCCUUGCUGUAUGGCCUGCUGCACCAGGGACUCAAGUGUGACGCAUGUGAAAUGAAUGUUCACAAACGAUGUCAGAAGAACGUACCAAAACUUUGUGGUAUUGACCAUACGGAGAGACGAGGGAGAGUCCAUUGCAAGGUUGUGGUAGAAAAUGGAAUCUUGAGAGUAGAAGUAAGAGAAGCCAAGAAUCUAAUUCCAAUGGAUCCUAAUGGACUAGCAGAUCCCUAUGUGAAACUGAAGCUGAUACCGGAUGAAGAUAGCAAACACGACAAAGGAAAUAAGAAGAAGACAAAAACAGUCAAAUCUUCCCUCAAUCCUCAGUGGAAUGAAACAUUUACAUUUAAACUCAGAGAUGAUGAUUACGCGAAAAGAUUAUGUGUGGAAUUGUGGGAUUGGGAUCGCACAUCUCGAAACGAUUUCAUGGGAGCAAUGUCGUUUGGCAUAUCAGAGGUGGCCAAGGCCCCAGCGGAGGGCUGGUUUAAGCUGUUGAACCAAGAAGAAGGAGAGUUCUACAGUAUACCUGUGCCUGAUGAAUUGGGCGUACAUGUUCAAGAGUUGAGAAAGAAGUUAGAGAGGUCCCGUCUAGACGAACAAAAAGACUUUCAGUUGCCAGAAAUCCCUCAGAAUAAACAGGACAUCCCCAGGGCUUCAGAUUUUAAUUUCCUGAUGGUUCUUGGCAAGGGCAGUUUUGGCAAAGUAAUGUUAGCAGAGAGAAAAGGAACCGAUGAGCUAUAUGCUAUUAAAAUUCUGAAAAAAGAUGUGAUUAUUCAAGACGAUGACGUGGAAUGCACCAUGAUUGAAAAGCGGGUCUUAGCCAUGGCAAGCAAGCCUCCCUUUCUGGUGCAACUCCACUCUUGUUUCCAGACCAUGGACCGCCUUUAUUUUGUGAUGGAGUAUGUGAAUGGUGGGGAUCUUAUGUUUAGAAUACAACAAGAAGGCAAGUUUAAGGAGCCAGUUGCUGUUUUUUAUGCUGCAGAGAUAGCUAUUGGAUUAUUCUAUCUUCAUGGAAAGGGAGUGGUGUACAGAGAUCUAAAGCUGGACAAUGUGUUGUUGGACUGUGAAGGCCACAUAAAGAUAGCCGACUUUGGCAUGUGCAAGGACAAUAUGUUAAACGACAAGAUGACACGCACUUUCUGUGGAACUCCAGAUUAUAUAGCCCCAGAGAUUGUACUAUAUCAACCCUAUGGUAAAACUGUGGACUGGUGGGCAUAUGGUGUAUUGCUCUAUGAAAUGCUAGCUGGACAGCCUCCAUUUGAUGGAGAGGAUGAAGAGGAGCUAUUUACUGCAAUUACAGACCACAGCGUGACAUAUCCCCGGUCCAUGUCAAAGGAGUCGGUCUCCAUUUGCAAAGGAUUUCUGACCAAGAAUCCUGCCAAGCGACUCGGAUGUGGAGCCAAUGGUGAACGAGAGGUGAAAGAGCAUCCAUUUUACAGAUUUAUUGACUGGGAGAAAAUCAUCAACAGGGAAGUGCAACCACCGUAUAAACCAAAAAUUAAAGCCAAAAAAGAUGUCAGCAACUUUGACAAGGAAUUCACAAAGGAGACUGCCAAGUUGACGCCAACUGACAAGCUGUUCAUCAUGAACUUGGAUCAGACGGAAUUUGCAGGGUUUUCUUUCGUCAACCCAGAGUUUAUUGUCAAAGUGUGAAGGAAUGUUAUUGAAAAGAUGUCUGCCAAGAUUUGAUACUUUACCCUUUUUUCCUUUGGUGUGGUACAUAUUGGAGCAAGAUGUGGAUUAUUAUUAUUAAGUGUGCUUGAACCAAAAUUUGACUAUUGUUAAUUUUAGUCUUUUUUUUCUUAUUAUCUUCUUUUGGGGGGAGGGGGGGGAGCACUUAUGAAAAUGUUUCCUUUUGCCACUUACAGGAAUUGCUGCCUGAACUAGUUGAUAGAAGGUCAGGCAGUGACAUUUCUGUUACUUUUUCUGAAUACUUUCUACCUUUUCAUUCUGAUAUAUACCUUACUUAAAGUAACUUACAGUAUCUCAUAAUCUAUUUUACAUAUUUAAAAAAUGUGUAAUACAGGGUACGGCAGAUAUUCAGAAAGAGCAUUUUUUCCUAUUUUUAAGCAGAUUUUUUCACCAUUCAGAUUUUUUGUUUUAUUUGUAUUAUUGCCCUGAAAACUGAAAACCUGCAUAAUUAGAUCAUAUUAGAUGUGAAUACAGAAAAGGCUCACCAAGUGGAGAUCAGUGCUUUCUUCAGGUCUAUUUUUUUUCUUUUUGCUUGUAUAAUUGCUUGUAAAAUUUGAAAUUAGUAAUGAGUGAAAAAAUCUGCGAUAAUUCAAGUGAGCAUAAUAACACUUACAAACUAAUUUCUAGUAAUGAUGUGUAAGUAGCGAAAUAUGAAGAUGAAGAACAGUAACGUGUAUAAAUCAAACUCGGUGUUAAUACUCCUCUCUUCGUACAGUUUCUCUUAACAUGAUAAUUUAGUAUAAGAUAUACAGGUGUACACGUUUACUAUGUCGAAGCUUCCUAGAUGGGCACAUAAGUCAGAUGACUAGUGGUUUUUUAUAGGAAAUACUUGGCUUUGGUGCUUCUUAUUGUUAGAAUAUGCUGUGCAGUAUAACAUGCUGCAGAAUGACAAUUUGAUAAUUAAAUGAUGUGAAUGUCGCAUAUUACAGUUUUACUUAAUUGCCUGUACUUCUCAACCAAAUUGAUCUGCAUUGCUGUUUACAGUGGAUAGAAAAUUUGGAAAAAAAGUAUAAGAUAAUACCUCAAGCAGCUUUUUUUCUUGAAGGUCACAUUAAUGACCUUUUUGUAUGAUGAGAAUUGAGAAGUUUUAGGAAAAAAUGGAAGAAGGGUUAUUGUACUAAAGUGCUUUGUUGCAAAGAAAUACACAAUAUUUUAAUUAAUUUUUUUUCAUGUCAUCUGUAUCUUGGGUGGGCUGAAUUUUUGGGAAUAUUUACCUUUAGUCUUCAAGGGGAACCUGUGGUAUAUUGAAGAGCACAUGCCUUUGUAUAUUUUUGCUGAUAAUAUUUGUUUUUACAAUAGAAUGUCAACAUCAGUGUAAAAAAAUUACAGAAAAAAAAUUGUAAAUUAUCAAGUACUUCUAUAAAGUGCAAUUUAUAUUCCUAUAGAAUUUUGGGUAGUCUUUGUCAUCUUUUUUCAGAUAAGCAUAUUAUAUAUAACUGAAUACAGGAUUUGGGAAGAGUAGACCACAUUUUUUCAAGAGAUGUACAUGUACAAUUUACAACACCUUUAGGGCAACCUGGCCUCAAAUUAUCUUAUAUGCUAGUAUGUAUAAUCUACAUUUUAGAACCUUUUCUUCUUUUGGUUUAUAUUAUUAAACCAAAGUGGACAGUAAUGUGCAAUCACUAAAAUUUCACUUGGUGUAAAGAUGCAAUGUUGGAGCGGGCAGUUGUGGUUUUAUAUCUUAAGUGAAAAUUAAAAGAAAUAUCACACUCUGUGGACAUCAACACAAAAGACACAAACAUUAAAGACAUUUGAAAUCCUGUAUGCUGUCCCAGUGAGCAUUAACAGUCAGAAAAUAAUGUUUAUUCUUAGUGUGUAUUAUCCAUGUAUUAAUUUUUAUAGCUUGUGAUGUAUACUUAAUGUGUAUUUUUGCUCAUAUCUUUUGUAUGAACAUUGGAAGCUUGAGAUAGACCAUCAAAUGUUUAAACUUAAUGCCAAGCUUUGACUAUUCCUUAUCAUCAAACUGUGCAAGAAAAAAGUUUGAUGAUGUAGAUUAAGUUGGAAGGUCAAAUGUAAUCCACAAAGGUUGGCAAAAAUGUAAGUAGGUUGUCUUUAUAAAGUAAAAAGACUUUGAAUAUGAAAGAAAUUAAUGAUUACAUUUUUACAAACAAAUGUGUAAAUCUUAAGAAAUAUGUUGGUUAGGAAACGGUGAAUUUUAUUAAAGAACCAGAAAAUAUAUUAUAUAGAUGACAUGAAAUCCCAAUGUGUGGAUAAAGUCAGAAAUAACACUCAUGAAAGGAAGCUGUGUUCACUCUAGCACAAAUUUUGGAAAAAAAACUUUUGAACCAGAAUAUUGACUGAGCUACAAAUCAUAAGUCACAAUUUUUCAGCCAAAAUGUAUAAUUUUUAGACCUAAAUCAAUACGCUAAGUGUCACCUUGAAUCCAGAGAUAUGUAGGAUUUGUUCUUCUUCCAUUUAUCCAUUUCCAUAUUUCCAAUGUCUCGUUAUCUUAUGCAAGAAGUGGUACCUUGUGAUCCAGAGUGAGUAGGGCAGUCACUGGAGGGGGUACUAAGUUCUACAGAUCAUUAUUAACAGGUAUGGGGACUUAUUUUCUCAGUAUAUUGUCAUUUCUUUCCUGAUAUACUGAAGCCAUUAUUGUUAUAUGUUUAACUUUUUUUAAAACUUCAAUUGCAAAUAUAUGUCAUUAAACAU